This is a messenger RNA of Crotalus tigris (Tiger rattlesnake), 1518 nucleotides long. It is a transcript of the gene SRXN1, whose product is annotated as sulfiredoxin 1. Lineage: Eukaryota; Metazoa; Chordata; Lepidosauria; Squamata; Viperidae. Gene Ontology annotation, biological process: cellular response to oxidative stress. Bases 246 to 665 code for a protein of 139 amino acids. The transcript has 2 exons. The record is from RefSeq and is a predicted model, not a curated record. Gene Ontology annotation, molecular function: sulfiredoxin activity. Gene Ontology annotation, cellular component: cytoplasm.
UGGAGGGGGAGGACGGUGGGGGAGUCAACCCGCCGGCGUCUUCCAGCCUGCCGGCUCCAAUCGCGGCGCUCCGGGCUCGAUCUGGGUCGGGGUCCCCGCACUGAACGUGGAAACGGGGUCCGGGGAGGCGCUGGGGAAAACACUCGGGGAUACUCAUCAGUCUCGCCCCCCGCGGCCAGCUGGAGUGGUACGCUCCACCCAAACUUCCCAGCUGGGUUUAAUACGCGUGUUGGGAACCUCCGAGGAUGUUAGGCGCGGCGCGAGCGGCGUGCAGGUAUCGGGAAAGAGCACCACGCGGUGAUCGGGGCCGGCGCUGGGUCGCCAUGCAAAGCGAAGGCAGCGGGAGCAUCCAUUCCGACAACGUCUCCGAGGUCCACGAAGUGCCCAUGCGGGUCAUCAUCAGACCCAUCCCGCCGGUCCUGGACGAGAGUAAAGUUGAAAGUCUCAUGAAGACCAUCCAGGAGGAGCCUGACCGGGUCCCCCCAAUUGAUGUCCUCUGGAUCAAAGGCAGAGAAGGAGGAGAUUAUUUCUAUUCUUUUGGAGGGUGCCACCGUUACGCAGCCUACAAGCGCUUGAACAAGGAGACCAUCCCGGCUAAAAUCAUCCGGUCGAACCUCAGCGACCUGCGGACUUACCUGGGCUCUUCUCUCCCCGACUUGCGAUAGGUGGAGGCUUUCUCCUCCCUUCCCUCCCCCUCCACCGCCACUUCCAGAGCAUCCUUGGACCUUUUGAAUCUUGGAGAUGCGAGCUGGACGCAAGGAUUGCUCUUGGUCUCCUUUGCCCGACAUUCAACCAUGAGGACUAGCAGACCAUCUCUCUGUUGGGUAUAGAGUGGCCCAGCUCCAUGUCUCUCAACCUUUGUCACUUGAAGAUGGGUGGACUUCAACUCCCAGAAUUCCCCAGCCAGCUAUUGCAAAAUCCAGAUGGCCUCUAGGUGGCGGCAGAGCGCUGAGGAUGUUCUGUUAUCUCUUUGCUGUAUCUCUUUGCCAUGGCUGAGGGAUUCUGGGAGUUGAAGUCCACAUACCUUCAAGUGGCCACCGCAGAUGGCUAGCUGGGGAUUUCUGGGAGUUGAAGUCCACCCAUCUUCAAGUGGCUAAAGCUGAGAAAUGCUGGCCCAGCCUAUAUUGUGUUCACUAUGUAGUGAACCAGGGGUCUUCAGACUCGGCCCUUUUAUGACUCGUGGACUCCAACUCCCAGAAUUCCUCAGCCAGCCUCCAUUUUGUUUGUUAGAUUUAAGACGGGUCUUCAAACUCGGCCCUUCCUUUUAUGACUCGUGGACUCCAACUCCCAGAAUUCCUCAGCCAGCGUGUCUGGCUGAGGAAUCUGGGAGUUGAAGUCCAGGAGUCAUAAAAGGGCCGAGUUUGAAAGACCCCUGUAGUGAACAGUGAAAAUAAAUGGUUACUGCUUGGUUGUGAACGAUGGGCUAAGCUGGGAUUUGGGAUUGGGUCUCACAAGUAAAUAAUCUUUAUUUUUUAAUUUUUUUUAAUAAAAUGUAUAUGCUGCCCAUCUCGUAUCCGA